UGCCCGCCCUCCGCCCGCGGGCGUCUGCGCGAGCCCGGCCGGCGGGGGAGAUGUGCUCGGGCUCCGCCGGAUCGGUUUCUCGGGGUUUGACCAGCUGUCCCGGGCUAACCCUGCUCCUCGCUGAAGAUGGAGGAAGUAAAAACAGGAUUACCCUUAGCUACAGAUCCACUGCCUUAGUUUCCACCACCAACUGCAGUGCACAAACACACGUUAGGCACAGGAAAGAAAGAAAGAGAGAGAGGGAGAGGACACACUAACAGUAAACACAAACAAAAGGGUGAUGGGAUUAUUUUACUGCAUGCACUGCUGAGCCCGACAUUGUCACCUCCUCCUUGAGGGGUUAGAAGAAGCUGGGAGCUCCCGACAGAGCUGGAAAUGGUGAUGACUGUUUUUUAAUCAGAGGACAAUUUCUUUUGUAUGUACAUUUUGUUUCUCUUUCUCCUUUUUCUUCCUUUUUCUUCCUUUUCCUUCACUGAGGGUUUAAUAACCCUUUCACUGUUGGCGCAGACUUCUUUUGCUUCUAACUGACGCUUCUUUUUAGUAUGUGUGUUAAAUGUGUACAUUUUUAAAGAGAUAGACUCAUUUGUAAGCUCUCGGUAGAAACUGCUCCCCUUUAAAACUUUCCGGGUCCCUUUCUUUCAAACCUUACGUAACCUAAUUGAAAGAAUUUGAUAAGAGUAGAGCAGGUCGGAAUUUAACUGCUAUGUAGUGACUGGGAAUUUGAUCUGAUUAUUCCAUAAAGAAAGAAAGAAAAGUUUUUGGGGGGCGGGAGGGGGGUAGGGAGGCUGGUGGUGAAGGGGAGGGGAGGGAGAAGGGAAGUGGUUUUGGAGACAAGAAGUGAAGCUGCCUGUUUUCCAGUAAGUAAUGGAGAAAUUCCAGGAGCUAGGGCUAAAUAUACUUGGCGAUCAAUACAGAAAUGGCUCAUUGUGAAUAAUUUAGCUGCUGGUGCUUUGAGAGUUUUGAAACUAAAGGCAAAAAGGACCUGGGCCAAAGGGGGGAAAAAUAAGUAAAAAUCUUUUUCAGGACUUGUCAAUUCUGUAACUUUUUCCCUCAAAGAAUACAGUUAGAUUAUCGAUCUUCUUAUGAUGUGAAUCAAAGCUAGGGGGUGUUGUCUCAUGCAAUUUACUUUUGUUUCUGGGGAUACAAAAGUAUUUGUGUUAUUGAUGCAUGAAAAUCAUUCCUCACACUUGGGGAGAGGAAAAUCCUCCCCUCCCCUCGUGCACAGCCAAAAGUUUCUGACUUGUUGGAACUCCGAAUGUCUCAAGUAGGCUUGGCAUUGUCUCCGGCCAUAGUCUGGCAGGAAAUUAGGCACUGCACUUUGACUAUGGAAACAGACGCAAUUGAUGGCUAUAUAACAUGUGACAAUGAGCUUUCACCCGAAGGGGAACACGCCAAUAUGGCCAUUGACCUCACCUCAAGCACACCCAAUGGACAGCACGCCUCGCCAAGUCACAUGACAAGCACAAAUUCUGUAAAGCUGGAAAUGCAGAGUGAUGAAGAGUGUGACAGGCAGCCCCUGAGCCGUGAGGAUGAGAUCAGGGGCCACGAUGAGGGGAGCAGCCUAGAAGAACCCCUAAUUGAGAGCAGCGAGGUGGCCGACAACAGGAAAGUCCAGGACCUUCAAGGCGAGGGAGGAAUCCGGCUUCCGAAUGGUAAACUGAAAUGUGACGUCUGUGGCAUGGUUUGCAUUGGGCCCAAUGUGCUUAUGGUACAUAAAAGGAGUCACACUGGUGAGCGGCCCUUCCACUGUAACCAGUGCGGAGCUUCUUUUACCCAGAAGGGCAACCUUCUGAGACACAUAAAGUUACACUCUGGAGAGAAGCCCUUCAAAUGUCCUUUCUGUAGCUAUGCUUGUAGAAGAAGGGACGCUCUCACAGGACACCUCAGGACCCAUUCUGUGGGUAAACCUCACAAGUGUAACUACUGUGGCCGAAGCUACAAGCAGCGCAGCUCACUGGAGGAACACAAGGAACGCUGUCACAACUAUCUCCAGAAUGUCAGCAUGGAGGCUGCCGGGCAGGUCAUGAGUCACCAUGUACCGCCUAUGGAAGAUUGUAAGGAACAAGAGCCUAUCAUGGACAACAAUAUUUCUCUGGUGCCUUUUGAGAGACCUGCUGUCAUAGAGAAGCUCACGGCAAAUAUGGGAAAGCGCAAAAGCUCCACUCCUCAGAAGUUUGUGGGGGAAAAGCUUAUGCGAUUCAGCUACCCAGAUAUUCAUUUUGAUAUGAACUUAACAUAUGAGAAGGAGGCUGAGCUGAUGCAGUCUCAUAUGAUGGACCAAGCCAUCAACAAUGCAAUCACCUACCUUGGAGCUGAGGCCCUUCACCCUCUGAUGCAGCAUGCACCAAGCACAAUCGCUGAGGUGGCCCCAGUUAUAAGCUCAGCUUAUUCUCAGGUCUAUCAUCCAAACAGGAUAGAAAGACCCAUUAGCAGGGAAACAUCUGAUAGUCACGAAAACAACAUGGAUGGCCCCAUCUCUCUCAUCAGACCAAAGAGUCGACCCCAGGAAAGAGAGGCCUCGCCCAGCAAUAGCUGCCUCGAUUCUACUGACUCAGAAAGUAGCCAUGAUGACCGCCAGUCCUACCAAGGAAACCCUGCCUUAAAUCCCAAGAGGAAACAAAGCCCAGCUUACAUGAAGGAGGAUGUCAAGGCUUUGGAUGCUACCAAGGCCCCCAAGGGCUCUCUGAAGGACAUCUAUAAGGUUUUCAAUGGAGAAGGAGAACAGAUAAGGGCCUUCAAGUGUGAGCACUGCCGAGUCCUUUUUCUAGACCAUGUCAUGUACACCAUUCACAUGGGUUGCCAUGGCUACCGGGACCCACUGGAAUGCAACAUCUGUGGCUACAGAAGCCAGGACCGCUACGAAUUUUCAUCACACAUUGUUCGAGGGGAGCACACAUUCCACUAGGCCUUUUCAUUCCAAAGGGGACCCCUAUGAAGAACUGCACAUGAAGAAAUACUGCACUUACAGUCCCACCUUCCCUCGGAUGGCGACAUGCUGUCUUCUGGAUGCUGUCACUGUCUAUAAUUCUUAUUUUGUGGACAAAAUGUCAUUUGCUCUGCCUAACUACAAUGAGGAAGAAACAAAAGAAAAGGGAUGGGAUGUUCAAUGAUAACUUGGCUUGUUUAUUUCGUGAGCAUUUAAAGCAGUUCAUUGCAGCCAUGCAUCCUUGUUAAGGCCUAUCAUAAUUUAGGAGAUCAUUCAGUUCAUAGAGGUUCAUCCAAGAGAUUCUGAUCUGCCAUUCAUAUUCAGGAUUGUGAUAGAAGGCAGGAAAGUUGAGAGUUUUCUGGGUAGGAUGCUUGGCAAUUUAAAAUGGUCUAAGUCAUUUUACUCUCAAAGAAGUUUCAAAAUGUAAACCGAUUUUAUUUUCUGUUCGUUAGAGAUCAUGGAACACAAAAACAAUGUUAUUUUCCAUAACUACUAGGAUGAGUUGAAUUGUUGUGGGUUCUGUGUUUACCUCCCCUACGGAAUUUAUAAUUGAGUAUGUUUUACACUGUAUCAUAUAGCAAAAAUUUUAAACUACAGGUAGUCAAGGGCCGCUACGAUACAUCUGAGGUCCUUUGAUCUUAUUUUUCUAAACUUGGCGCACUGUUUUUCCAUAGUUUUGAUGACUGGCAUUUUAUAGACACCCUGGCAGCCUUACUUUUAACACCUGUAACAAAUAGUAUUUUUUAUGUAGUUUUCAGAAUAACAUAUGGUCUCAAGAGUGGGUAAGAGGCAGUCAGUAAUUUCCAGGAAGAAUUCUGCUUUUCACAAUUUGAGAUUUUUUUUUAAGCUGUAAUAUGAUGGCAGCUUAGUAUACAUGUUUGCUUCUAAAGGUGUGUUUACGAUCGUCACUUUAUCAGCAUUCAAUCAGUGUUAACAAGUCAGCAGAAAAGUGUAAUUAGGCGAACAGUAGGGGGAAUUCCCACUCUAAGAACCCUUUUCUGGUAUUUCUCUUCAAGCUGUGACCACUCAGUGUUCUGUCCACAGUCCAUUCCUCUUUGACUCUUGGAAUAGAAGGUCUUAAAAAGCCUUGCUAGCAGUUGCUUCUUUUAAAAUCUUGGAGCAACUGUUAAUUGGACCUGAAAGUGGUAACUUGAACCCUGGAAGGUCUUUUAUUUACUAGGGCUAUUUAUUCCACUAUUUCUUCAGUAAUAAGAGUUACUACCUUUGCUGGAGACAAAAGGGAACUUCUUUGUUACCUGAAUAACAUAGUGCAGGUCAAACAAACAAGCAAAAAGUUUUCUUUCAGCCUUCCCGGAGUUGAGAAUGUGACCAUCUUUAGGAGAAGGUCCCGCACUUUAAAAAUAAAAACAAAAAAUCCAACUCUAGAGUUCCUUAUCAGAAAUGAAUCUCAACCCCUUAGUCAAGAAUUUUCUGUCGUCUCUUAAUUUGCACGUGAGAAAUACUUCCAUAUCUCAUGCUCAGGUUUUAAUCUGAUCUUUGUGAGUUCUCAAUUGUUUUUUUUUUUUUUUUUCUUUUUCUUUUCUGAACUUGACUUGCAUUUGUGGGUAGGAUUGGAGCACACUGUUAUCAAGGCAUUCGGGGGAAUCAACUUGGCAGACAUAACUUGCUGCUUGUGUUUGAGGAAAACAAACCUGACCAUAACUGGAUUAUUUGACAGUCAUUUGUAAAUGCUGAGAGGUCUGCUGUGUGGUAACACAUCGCUGCUCCAACAGUCCCUUGAGUGACAUGCCCAAACCAUGUCACUGCACUUUGCCUUGGGAAGUACCACGACUGGAGAAGUACCCACGGAUGAGCAGUGUGCUCCGAACUCGCUUUGCAGGUUUCUGUCUGAUCAUUUAAGGAACUUCUUAGCUCUUCCAUAGCCAGAGCGAGGUAGUUCUGACUUGCCUCUUUUACUAAUCCUUAUCUUAGUUCUUUCUGGAGAAAUAUCCAACUGGUUCCUUAACAUGUAAGAGAAUGCACCAAACCAGAGCUAUAUCAAAUGCCAAUUGUUGGUUUUGUUUUUUUUUUUUUGGCGGGGGGGGGGGGGGGGGUUGUAUCCCUUGGUACAUUUUAAAAACAUAGCUUCCUCGGGGAUGAAACAUCUCAUCAUGCCUUCCCUAUCCCCACUUACCCUACACACUCUGGAAUCACAGUGAAAAGGAUAUUUAUUUCUGAAUGAGGUAAAUAAGUUUAAGGCUCCUGACUUCUUUGUUUUAACUGCAACUUGAGGAAGCAUCUGGAUGUCUGUCAGUGUGUCCCUUUCGGCUCUUUGUGAACACCUGCAGGCAUCUGCUAUCUCUUCCUUCUCUCUGCUAGCACCUGCUCUAUUAACAAUCAUGUACCUACCUGCCCUGGGAUGACACUGAAUUUAGGUGUACUGGAAGAGUUGUGUCCUUCCCCUACGAAGGUGGUACCGAUGUGCUCUGCCUUUCUGAUCCCAUUUUAUUGGAAAACCUGAUGUACUCAAAGGCGUGAACUAUAAGGGUAGAUUGGCUGUACAUAUGCACUUAGCCUUUUCUUUCUUUUUCAGCUGCAUGGCACAAGAUACAGAAAAAAAAGUAGAUAGCUCUGCUGUGACAGGGACAAAUGGGGACAAGCUGAAUUCAAGAUUUGUGGGUUACGAUAAACUUUGUGGACAUAGUGCUGUCUGAGGGACCCUCAAUGACUGUAUUUGCCUCUUUUUCACCAAAGAGAAUAGGAGACAUGGUAGCACCUAAAAAUAGGUAUGAAGGCCAGAUACCAAAUAAAUCAAAUUUACAUAACCGUUACAAGACCAGUUUAUUUAGGUGACAUUUUACAGUUGAGAGAGAAUUUGAGGGGCACGAAAAUGGGUUAUCCUCUGUGUUUUCCAGUUUGUCAGGAAUUUAUCAGAUGGCUCUGCCCUAAUUUUGCCCAGAUUUUUUUUUUUUUAUCACCAGUUCCUUCUGGAGAAACAUGCUGCGUCUCUAUAGUAGUGAUUGAUUGCUUGUUAUAAAGGCUUUUUAGAACAGUGAGAGCCGCCAGCCCAAUGAGCGGUAGAGGGAAGUGUGAAACACUGUCAUUCAAACAUUCCGUUAAUAAUUCUCUGGAUAAAAUGGGGAUGUGAGGGCCAACCAUUAAGAUUUAGAAUGAAGUUGGCUGCCUGGCUGGCAUACAUACAGGUCAGUGUUUGAAUGCAGUACAGUUUGCAUGCACAUGCAUAUUGCACAUUCUUUUAAUGAAAAUUCACAGAAAAGAAGCAAUUAGCAUUGCCAGUUGUAUUACAAAAGCUUAGAGUUAGAAGUACAGUACAGUUACUACGCCAGCAGUUGGGUCUAAUUCAGCAGGUUGUAUUAAGAAAGCCCCAUGUUGUCAGUGUGUCUUUAAGGCUAAUGGCAAUUUAAAUCACAAAUCUCCAUUGUCUGCAUCCAGAAAAACAAACAAAGCAAGGCAAAAAACAAUGAAACAAUGAAAAGAUAUUGAGUUGACUGGAGAAUAUUUGAAGAAAUAUAGAUUUUUUUUGUGAGAGGAAGAAGUUGCAGGAAGUAAUUUAGCAACCUUGGCUUGUGUUUGUGCUUCUCUGACCCAGUUGCACACCUCACAAGUUUGGUCUUUCCAAACCUUCAUCUUCUCUCCUAAAUGACAAGUUAGGGUAGAAAGAUUCAUGGAAGAGGCUGGAGAGGACAAGGAGAGCUGUCUGCCCCUAGAUUCAGGACUGCGCCUUACACUGUCCAAGUCACCUGCCACAUACUGUCUUAGCCUUGAAAUUGUAGAUUGGUGGUGAUCGUCAGUUGUACUUCAUGUUAUUUUAAUAACUACUGUCUGUAUAAUUAUUCUACAGCAAAAGCUCCCCCAAAUCCAAAAGGGGAAAAAAGUGAGGGAUGAAUUGAAACUUUGUAUAUAUAAAAGUUAUUUUAUAAAUGUUUUAGUCUUCCAGUUUCUGCAAAAUAAUUAAAAUAUACAGUAACUGGUCUCUUAAACCCUGAACUUAAUGUAUUAAAUACUUAUAAAAUUUUAUAUUGGUGCCUUUUAAAAAUGCAUUGAGAGUGUUGGUUAGCUCUUUAGCUCUACCACACUUUUACUGUGUAUUUUUUAAGAAAAAAAAAAAUCACAUAAAAUCUAAGUACUCUCUAAUUCACCUUUGUGUUCUUAGAAGAAGAAGAAAAAAACUGCUAAAAGAAUUUCCAGACUUUUAGCUGAGCUGGCAAAAGUGACAAAAAAAAAAAAAAAAAAAACAAACUUUGAAACCAGAUUUUAAUCUUUUUAGCUUGAUGAUAUUUCUGGACAUUAUUCUAUGGUAGAGGCAAAAUAGAAGGUAGACUCACAUAUCAGCAAUGAAUUGGAUUAUGCUAUAUGUUUUGAUUUCUUCUUGAGGAAGAAUAUGUUUUGCAUCACACAGGGGUUUCUUUGUAUAAUUUGGAGUCAGUAAUUACAGUAUUGCUUUGCUUUGUUUUAAAUACCCGACUGAUGUUACUCUAGUCUUGGGUCUUCUGUCUCUUCUGUCUUCUAACCUGUGGUUGUUUUGUGAAAUGGCGUGGGAAUGCAGAUCAUUGUCUCCUCUUGAACAAGACAAAGCUCAGCACACUAGUCCCGUGACUGGUCUCCAAAAUGUCAUCUCAGAUGUGUAGUCUGGGGUCGUCUGUCACUUCUAAGGGGUGUCUUCAACUAUGACAGCUUUUUAAAAACGAGCUGCUGGCUGGGUAAAGCAGACAUCAUAUGACCAAGAAGCUGUGAUACGCUAGUGUUUCCUUCUGUCAUCGUGUUGUACUCUUAGGCCAAAUAAUGACACCUUGACUGUUUUUACAUUUACUACAGAAACCUAAACUUUUGGAAUUUUCAAAGGUUUUUAUGUAAUGUUCUAUUUCACAGCGGUUUCCUUUUCUCUUGCUGUACUGAGUCUGUGAGUAUUUUUUUUUUCAGAUGCACUCUUGGAAAUAAGUUCUGAAUUCUGUUUAUGGCGUUUCUCUCGCUUGACACUCCGUGUAUAGAUGUUCUGUAUAAGUUUGUUAUGAAUCCACCUUUCUCAUGUAUGGACAGUGAGAAGUACAUGAACAACUAGUUUCCUAAGAUGACUUUUAUAUUAUGAAUUAAUAUGAAAUUUACAGGUCAUGUGCACCUUAAGUGCAGAAUCAAAACUUCCUAUAGGUCCACAUAAGCAGUUCUCAGUGAACCGGGCCUUCAGUUUACCUCAAGUGACAUGUAGUAAGGAAAGCCCGGGAACAUGGAGGUCACUCUCUGCAGCACAGUGCACUUAGUAGCAUGUUGCUGAAUCUCAGUUACAGAAAAUGGAUAUUUAAAGGAACACACUGGAAGGAUGCAAGGGAUUGAGGGACUGCUGAUAUUUUCGUUGUUGCUGUUGCUUUGUGCUUUUCAAAAAGUUGUUCAAAUUAUGGAACUGUGAUCUAAAAACGGUUUGACAGUGGAGCACCAGAGAGGAUGUCCACCACUCACUUGCCCUUCGGUACGACUAAGCUCUGAGUUUGCGUCUUCAACUCUACCUUCCUCUCCCCUCCUCAUCCCUACUCUGUCUGUGGCCCUCCUCUCGGUGUCAUUUCCUCUUGGUGGCUCUCUUGACACUCCUACUAGUUAGGAGGUCAACUCUGAACUUCUGACUCAUUAAAUCUUAAUUUUUGUCUCAGUGGUUUUAGUUAGCUGUGUAGUCUGCUGGCGUAUUUUUAUACCCACGUGUAGUUUUAUAUUUUUAAAGCGUGGUUGAGUUGACAUGGUGCACUCCGUAGUCCUUAUUUUGCUUCACUCUCAAGUAGGAGGCACCUAACGUGACUCCAGAAAUUCUGUAAUCAGAGUAUCCGUCUGGCUCCUUUGUGCUUGGAUUUUGAUUUGUUUGGCUUUCUUCUUAAAUACAAAUCAUACAAGAGUAGACUUUCCCCCCACCAUAGAGGAUAAAAAUGUAAAGCAAAGAGUCUUAACUUUCUCCCAACCGGGGGGCGGGGCGAGUGCUGUCCCACUUCUGCAGUGAUGUUCCAGGCUCAGAGGGGUCUCCAGACCCCAGGCUUGCCUGUCAUCGGGUCUCUUCGACCCUGUUAUUUGCAGCUUUGGGAUGGUUUCUUUUGCUAUGGAGUUUAACAGCUCUUCUUUUUUCCAUAAAAGUGCAAUACCCCUCUUGAAGUCUUAAAAACUAUGGUAAUUUUCUUCUUUUCUUUCUCUGACAUUUGUCUCAUUAGCCAAUGAUGAAAAGAAAUCUUUGGAAAUUCUAACAUGUCAUAGGACAUAGGCAAAUAUGGAAACCACUCUGCUAUGAAAAGUUGAAAAAAAAAACGUAUUAACAAACGACUCCUCUGACUUUCUAGAAACUUCGUUUAGACUAAAUUUUCUUUGAAAUCAUGAAUGAAAGUUUAUCCUGAGGCUGAAAUAUAAUUUUUCUCCCACUCUUGUCUAAUGCUCUUAAGUUAAAUAACUAAUAUUUAAUGUUUUCAUUUCUCUCAUUUUGGAAAAUAAAUAUCAAAGCACUUAGGUCAGGUUUAAAUCAAUAUUACCUGUUGGAAAAAAAUUUUUUUACAUAUUUAAAGCAGACCUGUUUCAAUGCAGAUGGAGAAGUAUCUUUUGUAUUAUUCAUAUUUAUAUGUAGUGUGUUCUUUUCUUUUUUUAAUACCUGUGUUUCUGUAGUAAGACUGCUGUAAUGUAAAUACACGUUUUAUUAAAAAGUAACAUUUCUUUGGCAUUUCUUUUGAUGGCACAUACUGUAUUUUUACAGUAUAUGUCUUGGCUACUUAACUUUUUUUUCUUUAAUAAUACCAAAGGUAAUUAGACUAUUUUAAGGACUAAUUGCUUGACAGUUUCUAGACUACUUUGAUUUUUUUAGAAGAAAAAAGAAAAAAGGAUAAAAAAAAGUCAAACCAGUGAACCUCAUUUUUUCAAACUAAUAAUUUGGGGAAAUAAAAACUAUUGUUUAAAAAGAAAUAUAUAUAAAUAUAUAUAUAAAUAUCUGUAAAAUUAAAAUCCCAGACCUUGUAUGUCAGGUUUGCUCAGUGUAAUGUAGGGUUUUUUUUUGUUUUGUUUUUGUUUUUGUUUUUAAAGGCUCAAAUACCUCAGAAAAUGGGGUUUACUAUGGAAAUACUGCGACAGUCUCUGCAGCUGUGUGAGCUGUCAUUCUGCUGCAUACUGAUUGGGAGACCUCCACUAAACAGUUUUAUCACUGCAGACUAAAAUGUGGGACUUGUAUUUUCUUUGUUUUUAAUGCACACACGUGCAUGCUCUGUGCGUGUAUGUGGGUACCGUGUAUAUGUGUGUGAGUGUUGUAUAUGCAUGUGUGAAUGUGUGUGUGUGUGCGUGCUUGUGUGUGUGUGUGCGUGCUUGUGUGUGUGUGUGUGUGUGUGUGUGUGUGUACAACUGAAGAAGCUGCAAAAACUUUGUAAUACUUUGUGAAAGGGUUAUAUUAUAAAGGUUUGUACUGUCUGAGUGCACAGCUACUGGAAUAAACUUAGCCAAUCUCAGGAACAAGCA
Molecule: messenger RNA, 10348 nt
Organism: Mus musculus (house mouse)
Lineage: Eukaryota; Metazoa; Chordata; Mammalia; Rodentia; Muridae
Gene: Ikzf2
Product: IKAROS family zinc finger 2
Exons: 9
Coding region: 1256-2905 (549 amino acids)
Biological process (GO): regulation of DNA-templated transcription
Cellular component (GO): nucleus
Source: RefSeq, a predicted model, not a curated record